Messenger RNA from Penicillium bovifimosum, 2118 nucleotides. RefSeq lists its product as uncharacterized. Gene Ontology annotation, molecular function: DNA binding; zinc ion binding; DNA-binding transcription factor activity, RNA polymerase II-specific. Bases 1 to 2118 code for a protein of 705 amino acids. Gene Ontology annotation, biological process: DNA-templated transcription. The record is from RefSeq and is a predicted model, not a curated record. NCBI's taxonomy places the organism in Eukaryota, Fungi, Ascomycota, Eurotiomycetes, Eurotiales, Aspergillaceae. The transcript has 4 exons. Gene Ontology annotation, cellular component: nucleus.
AUGUCCUCUCCUCUCUCCUCUCGGCCAUAUCGGUCAAAACGUCAGCGCCCGUGUGAUCAAUGCCGUGCACGCAAGCUGGGAUGCCAGACCGACGGCGGAGGUGCCUGUCAACGAUGCCGAUCGGCCAAGUUUGACUGUACCUUUGAUAGACCUCCACCAAAACGACAGCGAAGUUCGGGCAGCUUUUCGUCCUUCGCUGCACAGGGAGCUGGAGAAAAUGCACAUGCAGUUGUCUCACAACUAUGCGACACCCAAGUUACCCGCGAGUCUAGUCUGGCAAGGAGCGUCUCGCAGAAUAUCGAACCGCAAUUCCCGUCUCUUAGCCUUGAUCCAAACAACACCGGUUUAUCUCCAUCCUCUGGUAUUUUAGUACCAGGGAGACCGCCUCCUACCCAGUUUGUGCAGAGCAUUGAUCAACUGGAAAGCGGUUAUGCCCAGCUUUUUGGCGCCUCGGCUGAAUCAGACCCGUGGUUGUUGCGACACUGCUGCUUUGAUGACUCCGGCAUGAAAUAUUUUUACAAAGUACACUUUCGCAAUGCUGGAGGGGUCCCUACGGCGCAAAGAAUUCCAGUACACUUCAUGAUCACGAGUGAGGACCUCACCGCCAGCAUCAAGCAUGAAACUAGGGCUGGAGUCGGGGAAGCGACACGGGAACGGCUGAACUAUCUCGUGCCUCCUGAAUAUGGAAGGAGAUUAGUGGCACUGUUCGUCAAGUAUGUCUUCCCUGCUCUGCCAGUCAUUUCCCGCUCCCAGCUAGGCUUGACUGCCACCUCAUACCAGCUACCGGAGCUGUCGGUAUUAGAAAAAGUCCCCGUGCAUCUUCUAGCAGCUAUCUAUGCAUCCGCAUUCCCAUUUGUCGCCCAUGAUGACUAUUUGUGUGUUCUAAGUACCUAUCAUGAGCCGCCCAUCGAGACACUAUGGCGAAUGGUCUACGAACUCAUCACCGAAGAAAUUCACAGUCCACGGUUAGCCGUGCUGCAGGCAGCAUUGCUGUACAUACAUCAACAGCCGGGAGAGGAGGCCCGCCAUAAGACCUCCGAUACCCCCUUCUUGUGGUCCUUCGUCGGGCAAAUCGUAGGGCUAGCCUGCUCCCUCGGCCUCCAUAUCGAAUGCCGCAUGUGGGGAAUUCCGGCAUGGGAGAAACGUCUUCGGCGGCGGUUGUGGUGGGCCGUAUAUGCCGAAGACAAAUGGCGCAGUUUAUUGAUGGGUCGGCCACCAUACAUCCACCCCGCCGAGUGGGAUGUAAGUGACUUGGACGAAGGUGACUUUCUAGUAGGCCCGCGACAGGGAUUCUCAACCAGUUCCUGUGAUACGGAGAUUCCAUUUCGGUAUCUGGUCAAUCUCACACGAAUCGGCGAAGAGAUCCAUGAUACAUUCUACACGCUCCGAGCGUCCCAGCUUCUCAACGCAAACUUUGUCGCCUCCGCCGAGGUUGGCCGAGAACUAUUGGAAAAGUUGAACGGCUGGUAUUCCUCUCUUCCACGGACCUUCCGGCUACCCAACUGGAGCAAAUCAGUCAACGGGCUAGCUCCAUAUCCGACAUCAAUACACUUCGCCUACCUCUUGCUCGUGGUCUAUGUUUACCGCGCGAUGCUAAGACCCAUGGCAAGGUCAUCUGAACCACCACUGAUAUUCGAUUUGGAGGAUAUGUCGGCCACAUCACCACUCAACAUAGAUGAGUCCAUGCUAGACUUUAUGGAUUUCCCGGAAAUUGAAUCAUUGCCCGAGAUCGCCAUUUCCGACGAGUUCGGUACCGGUGAGGCAACUCUACAAGCAGCGGAGAAAUGCGCCUCGGUACUGGUAAACUUCACGCGACGACUGACGUCUAGUGAUUUUACGGGGUUUUGGUAUUCAUGGUCCCGCAUUGGCUUCGCUGCAAUAUCAAACUAUCUUAUGUUGCUGCUAGUACAGGCUCCAAAUACGGCACAUGCGGCUCGGGGAAAGCAUUUGGUGGACUCAUGGCUACACGUUCUGCGCUGCCAAAGUCAGAGCUUCCCACUUGUGAAACUUGGGCUUGCGAGAUUAGAUGCGCUUCAUUGGGCUGGUCUGGGGAAUACAUUCGUGCUCCCUCCGCAUGUUCAAGAGGCAUUGGUGAAUCCUGAUGUACACGAGCCUUGA